This is a messenger RNA of Mytilinidion resinicola, 1916 nucleotides long. RefSeq names its product CAF1-domain-containing protein. Gene Ontology annotation, molecular function: nucleic acid binding; poly(A)-specific ribonuclease activity. The coding region runs from base 162 to 1661 and encodes 499 amino acids. The record is from RefSeq and is a predicted model, not a curated record. The transcript has 2 exons. Gene Ontology annotation, cellular component: CCR4-NOT core complex; P-body; CCR4-NOT complex. NCBI's taxonomy places the organism in Eukaryota, Fungi, Ascomycota, Dothideomycetes, Mytilinidiales, Mytilinidiaceae.
CAACGACUAUACGCCCUGCCGCCAUCACACUCGACUGCAAUCGCUUCCGUUGAAAUAUUCAUCCUUGAUCUGUCUUUCACUGCGCACAUACACCUCAUUACUCCGGAUGAACGCGCCUCGCAGCCCCCAACGGACCACACAGCUACGUUCACGAUAGCAACAUGCCGCCCGCCGUGUCGCGCUUCCAGGCCCAGGCCAACCCUUUCUCUCACCUCUCGAACCACCAGCUACAUCCGCAGCAACACCUCCAACAGCACCAACAAAAUCUCGGUCAUCCAGGCUUUGGGGGGGCAGCUGGCCAAGCUCACAACAUCAACCUCUUCGGACCCACACAAAACAAUUUCCCCGGUGCCAAUCCGGGCCUAGGAGGGGCACUCGGCGCAGGUGGACUAGGUGGUGCUGGAGGUUUAGGAGGUGGAGGAACUGGACUGGCGAGCCAUGCAGCACAGAUGGGCUUCGCGCAUGGCGCGCAGCUACAACAAGAGGCGGCUAUGGGAAGAGCACAGGAUGGAGGCAAGGGCAUCAACCAGCGGAUAAGAGAGGUGUGGAAGGGGAAUCUAGCGCAGGAGAUGAAGAUUCUGAGGGCUCUAGUGGAACGGUAUCCAUAUAUCAGCAUGGACACCGAGUUCCCGGGUGUAGUCGCACGACCCAUGGGCGACUUUCACACAAAAGCAUCCUACCACUAUCAGACAGUCCGCUGCAAUGUCGACCUUCUCAAGAUAAUACAACUCGGCAUAACACUAUUCUCCGUCAACGGCGAUCUACCCCCGAACCAGCUCGAGUCCUCUGCAAUCGAGUCUCCUAGUCGACCACAAUACGCAAACAAUCUGAUCAUGUGCCCAUGCACAUGGACCUUCAACUUCCAAUUUUCACUUGAGAACGACAUGUACAACGAAGAGUCUAUUCAGAUUCUCAAGAAGAGCGGGGCAGAUUUCGAAAAGCAUGCGAAGGAUGGUAUUGACCCGCAAGAGUUUGGCUCGCUGCUGUUAACAUCAGGCCUCAUCCUUGAUACAGACGUGAACUGGAUAUCCUUCCACUCUGGCUACGAUUUCGCAUAUCUUGUCAAGAUGCUCUGGUGUCAGCAACUGCCCGCGGACGAAGACAGCUACCGUCACCUCGUCAAUCUCUUCUUCCCCAAUGUUCUCGAUGUCAAGUUUCUAUGGCGCCAUGCCAACAAGAUGAUGAACAAAGGCGUUAUUGGUAGCCAAGCAGCGACUAUCCUUCAAAAUCUCGGCCAGAAAUCGGGCCUCCAAGAUCUCGCCGACGAGCUAGGUUGCCAGAGGGUAGGCACGCAGCACUCUGCCGGAUCCGAUGCCUGGCUCACUGGUAGUGUCUUCUGGGAGCUUCGCAAGAAGGUCUUUGACGGCAACCUCCCAGAGGACAUGAACGGGCAGAUGUGGGGUCUCACCGGCGUCGCUCCCCCUGCAUCAGCAGCAACUCAAGCGGCGGCGCUGGCGGCAGGCGGAGCCGCAUAUCAGCAAGGAAUGAACGGACAAGGUAUGAUGAGCUUCCACACCGGCGGCACGCCCGGCACACAUCGCGGCGACGGACCCAGUACACCAACAACAAAUCCCGCUGGGCUGGCUGGCACACCGGGUCCGCAUGGAGGGCUGAUGACGCCGGGCGGUGGUUUCGGGAACUUCACAUACGGCGGCAAGUAAGGUCUGGACGGGGUUGCAAAAGCAACACGACUGUAUUUGUGCGCAGGGCAUUUUGAUUGGCCAAUGCUUUUGGCGGAUUCUAUCUGGAGUUUACGGCGACUGCGGCGAAUCGGUUCUUGAUAUGAACCUAGGCUUUCUUACCUGGCCUGAAUCAUAGCUUAGCGAGUCGGACUGCGUUUCGGCGUGGUAGGACGUGUAGGUAGGAUCGAAUGAGCAGCAGUGAGGCUUGUCCUCGUUCGCUGGACCUUAUCUUUC